Messenger RNA from Oncorhynchus masou masou (cherry salmon), 1550 nucleotides. Its product is annotated as XK-related protein 9-like. The transcript has 5 exons. The record is from RefSeq and is a predicted model, not a curated record. Gene Ontology annotation, biological process: engulfment of apoptotic cell; apoptotic process involved in development; phosphatidylserine exposure on apoptotic cell surface. Gene Ontology annotation, cellular component: plasma membrane. The coding region runs from base 334 to 1509 and encodes 391 amino acids. NCBI's taxonomy places the organism in Eukaryota, Metazoa, Chordata, Actinopteri, Salmoniformes, Salmonidae.
GGAAGGCAAAGGGUACUGUGGACACAUCAUCCGAGCUCAAGUACAGUCACGGCAAUGGUACUGAGAUGUUCUCAAACGUUCUCGUGGUAACGUAUAAUCUCGGAAACCCCAGACCUGACAGGAAGUGUUGUUCAUAUGGGAGCAUCGGGUGAUUAAAGGACAAACCAUUCCUCCCCAUAGCAACUAUGCAAAUAAGUAAUUCCAGAACCAACAACUCCCCCCCCCCCCACAAAAAAAACAAGCUCAAUCAAUCACCCAGAAGAUUUACAUUGAUGGAAUUCUCACUUUAGUCAUUGAUUUAUUUGCCAUUGAGUGAAAACUGAGCAGCAAAACAUGCUUCAAACAGACUCGGAGUUCACUAGAACUCGAUGGAUCUGUACCGUCAUCGGACUGGGCUUUUACCUGGUGGACAUUGUGACAGACGUUGGACUAGCUGUGAAGUACUUCCUGGUUGGAGACCUGGUCUGGGCUGGACUGACUUUACUGUUUGUGGUGGUUGGCUCAGCAGCCACACAGGUCUUCAGCUACACCUGGUACAGAGAUGACAUGAGAAAACCCCUUGCUAACCCAGGUGGAGAUGGGCUGAUUUGUGAGAUGAAUAGAGGAGGACUGAUUGGACUCCAUGUCAUGCAGACGGGCAUCUUCACCAGGUACUACGACCUGUUGAAGGCGGGAUACAGGGCUGUGUUUUCCAAGCCUCUUGGGCCUGUUGAAUGCCCCAGAGAUGUGCACCUGGCCCUGUUUGGCCGAGCGACUGAUCUGAGCAUGCUCAAACUGUUUGAGACGUUCCUUGAGAGUGUUCCACAGCUAGUCCUCCAACUCUACAUUAUGCUGGGCCACGGACACAGGUCCAUACUACAAUGCAUCUGCAUGGUGGGCUCAUUCAUCAACAUCGCCUGGGCUAUAGUGGACUACCGUCGGUGUCUCCGUCGAUCCUUACCCCAGGUCCGAGAGAUGCCUUCUGGCCUCCCUACCUUCGUUUACCUCCUGUACAAGCUCUUGACCAUCACCGCUCACAUCCUCAGCCUCAGCCUCUUCCUCGUCCUCAGCCCCUACAGUACCCUGGGAAUGGCUGUCGUCUGGCUGGCCGGAACCCUCUGGGCCCAUUGGGUCCGUACUGACUUCUGCACGUCUAAAGGUCUAGAGAGGCUCUAUCGGAUCGUCGUGGGAGUCGUCCUCAUAUUCACCUUCUUUAACGUGAAAGGACAGGAUACCAGAUGGCCGAUGGCUGUGUACUACGUUCUCUUUGUGUUAGUGAACCUCUCUGGUCCUUUGCUGCUGGUUCUGGUGAGGCCAGAGGUUAACGCUACUGAGUACUUUUGGCCGGUGACUCUGCUGAUAUUUGGAGGGACCGUUCUAGGGCUGGUCUGUCUGCUCCUGUAUUAUACUGUCUGCCAUCCCAGAGGGAGGAGUCUACAGGCAGAUGAGGUGGAUGGACACAUGGGACAGGAGAGAGAAACAGAGACGCCAGACAACAUGGUGAGAGUUAGGAACUUCCUACAGCUCUGAGCCUCGUUUCCUGCACCACUCUGAAUGACCUGAACGACCUG